AGAUGGGUGGGAACCAGAGGUAGUAUUCGGCCAAUCCGCAUCGAUGGCCCCCUCAAAGGAGCUUUGGAGUAUGAAAUAGUCCAGGUGACCGAUUCGGGACCGAUCCUGAGGGAUAUGGCUUUUUCGGUGGAUUACAAGCACCUGUACAUUAUGUCGGAGAAGCAGCUUAUCCGUGUACCGGUGGAGUCUUGCGAACAGUACAAAAGUUGCAGCGAGUGCCUGGGCUCCGGGGAUCCCCACUGCGGCUGGUGUGUGCUUCACAACACGUGCGCCAGGAAGGAGCAGUGCGAACGCUCCAGCGAGCCCCGGAGGUUUGCCUCGGAGAUGAAGCAAUGUGUCCGACUCACCGUGCACCCCAACAACAUCUCGGUCUCCCAGUACAGCGUGACGCUGGUGUUGGAGACCUACAAUGUCCCUGAGCUAUCCAACGGGGUCAAUUGCUCCUUUGGGGACUUGGCGGAAAUGGAUGGCCUGGUGUCGGGGAACAAGAUCAGGUGCCUAUCGCCAGCAGCCAAGGAGGUCCCGAAGAUCAUCACGGAAAAUGGAGACCACCACGUUGUCCAACUCCAGCUCAAAUCCAAAGAAACGGGCAUGACGUUUGCUAGCACCAGCUUUGUCUUCUACAACUGCAGCGUCCACACCUCGUGCCUCUCGUGCGUGGAGAGCCCGUACCGAUGCUACUGGUGCAAAUAUCGUCACGUCUGCACCCACGAACCUCGCAAUUGUCACUUCCUGGAAGGGCAAGUCAAACUUCCUGAGGACUGUCCCCAGCUGCUGAAGGCCAACAAGAUCUUGGUCCCCGUAGAUGUUAUCAAGCCCAUCACCCUGAAGGCCAAGAACUUACCCCAACCGCAGUCCGGCCAACGGGGCUACGAGUGCAUCAUCACCAUCCAGGGCGUGGAGAAGCGGGUGCCGGCCCUGAGGUUCAACAGCUCCAGCGUCCAGUGCCAGAACACUUCCUAUUCCUAUGACGGGAUGGAGAUUAACAGCCUGCCGGUGGAUCUGACAGUCGUGUGGAAUGGGAAUUUCAACAUUGACAACCCGGCCCAGAAUAAAGUCCAUCUGUACAAGUGCGGAGCCAUGAGGGACAGCUGUGGGUUGUGUCUGAAGGCAGACCCGGACUACGAGUGCGGCUGGUGCGAGGACUUGAACCAAUGUACGCUGAAGCACCAUUGCUCCGUCCUGGAGAACCGAUGGCUGGAACUUUUGGGGACCGGCGGAAAGUGCACGAACCCCAAGAUUAUGGAAAUAAGCCCCGUGAGAGGACCUCGCGAAGGAGGCACCAGGGUGACCAUCCGAGGAGAAAAUCUUGGCCUGGAGUUCUGGGAUAUCGCGUCCCACGUCAAAGUGGCUGGCGUGGAGUGUGUCCCCUUGAUGGACGGAUACGUCCCCGCCGAGCAAAUUGUCUGUGAGAUGGGCGAAGCGAAACUCAGCCAGCAUGCUGGAUACGUGGACAUUUGUGUGGCUGAAUGCAGGCCAGAAUUCAUGGCAAAAUCCUCCCAGUUCUAUUACUUUACGAUGCUGUCUCUUUCUGAUCUCAGGCCAAAGCAAGGACCGAUAUCCGGUGGCACCCAAGUCACGAUCACGGGCAAAAACCUGAAUGCAGGGAGCAAUGUUUCUGUCAUGUUUGGAGAAUAUCCUUGUCUUUUCCACCGGAGAACGGCAGAAUACAUUAUUUGCAACACCACGACUUUCGGGAGCGUGGUGGAGAAGAAUAUGGUGGACGUAACGGUGAAGGUGGACAAGGCCACGCUGCGGAAGGAGCUGGAGAAGGCCAAAAUGCACAAGGAGCUGAAGUUCAAAUACGUGGAGGACCCAACGAUCUUGAGGAUCGAACCCGAGUGGAGCAUCGUCAGUGGAAACACACCUGUUACGGUUUGGGGUACCAACUUGGAUCUCAUCCAGAACCCUCAGAUACGGGCCAAGUAUGGCGGGAAAGAACACAUCAAUGUCUGCGAAGUUCAGAACGAGACGGAAAUGGUCUGCCAGGCGCCGGCCUUGACGGUGGACACUAGCAACCAGUCCGACCUCGCCGAGCGGCCGGAUGAAUUCGGCUUUGUCUUGGACAAUGUCUUCUCCUUGCUGAUCCUCAACAAGACCAACUUCACCUACUACCCAAACCCCGUCUUUGAGGCCUUCGGUCCCCCCGGGAUCUUGGAACUGAAGCCUGGGACCCCUCUGAUCUUGAAGGGGAAAAACUUAACCCCGCCGGUGGCGGGAGGAAACGCUAAGCUGAAUUACACCGUGCUGAUUGGGGAGAAACCCUGUGUGGUCACCGUCUCCGAUGUCCAGCUGUUGUGUGAAUCCCCAAAUCUUACAGGACGGCAUAAAGUCACGGCUCGUGUCGGAGGCAUGGAAUUCUCCCCCGGCAUGGUGAACAUCUCCUCCGACAGCCCGCUCAGCCUUCCCGCCAUCGUCAGUAUCGCCGUGGCCGGCGGCCUGCUCAUCAUCUUCAUCGUGGCCGUCCUGAUCGCCUACAAGCGGAAGUCUCGGGAAAGCGACCUCACGCUCAAGAGGCUCCAGAUGCAGAUGGACAACCUGGAAUCCCGGGUGGCUCUGGAGUGCAAGGAAGCUUUUGCAGAGCUCCAGACGGAUAUCCAUGAGCUGACGAGUGACUUGGAUGGGGCAGGAAUACCAUUUCUGGAUUACCGGACGUACACCAUGAGGGUCCUCUUCCCCGGGAUUGAAGAUCAUCCGGUACUCAGGGAUCUGGAGGUUCCUGGCUAUCGUCAAGACCGGGUGGAGAAAGGUCUCAAGUUUUUCGCCCAGCUGAUCAACAACAAGCCUUUCCUCCUCUCCUUCAUCCGCACCCUGGAGUCCCAGCGCAGCUUCUCCAUGCGGGACCGUGGCAACGUGGCCUCCCUCAUUAUGACGGUGCUGCAGAGCAAGCUGGAAUAUGCCACGGAUGUCCUCAAGCAGCUCCUGGCCGACCUGAUUGACAAGAACCUAGAGAGCAAAAACCACCCCAAGUUAUUGCUCCGGAGGACCGAAUCGGUGGCGGAGAAGAUGCUUACGAACUGGUUCACUUUCCUUCUUUACAAAUUUCUCAAGGAAUGUGCUGGCGAGCCCCUCUUUUCCCUCUUCUGCGCCAUCAAGCAGCAGAUGGAGAAAGGACCCAUCGACGCCAUUACGGGAGAAGCCCGCUAUUCCUUAAGCGAAGACAAACUCAUACGGCAGCAGAUCGACUACAAGACCCUGGUCCUGAGCUGCGUGAACCCUGAUAAUGUGAACAGCCCCGAGAUCCCGGUCAAGAUCUUGAACUGCGACACCAUCACCCAAGUGAAGGAGAAGUUCCUGGAUGCCAUCUUCAAGAACGUCCCUUGUUCUCAUCGGCCCAAAGCUGCAGAUAUGGAUCUGGAAUGGCGCCAGAGCAACGGCACCAGAAUGAUCCUUCAGGAUGAAGAUCUGACCACCAAGAUUGAGAACGACUGGAAAAGGCUGAAUACGCUUGCCCAUUAUCAGGUGCCAGAUGGUUCUCUGGUGGCUUUGGUGUCCAAGCAAGUUACUGCUUACAACGCGGUCAACAAUUUCACCGUUUCGAGGACUUCAGCAAGCAAAUACGAAAACAUGAUCCGUUACACCGGGAGCCCAGAUAGUUUGCGUUCCCGGACGCCCAUGAUUACGCCCGACCUGGAGAGCGGGGUCAAGAUGUGGCAUUUAGUGAAGAACCACGAGCAUGGCGAUCAGAAAGAAGGGGACCGAGGGAGCAAGAUGGUAUCCGAGAUCUACCUGACAAGGUUGCUGGCCACCAAGGGCACUUUGCAAAAGUUUGUGGAUGACCUCUUUGAGACAAUCUUCAGUACGGCCCACCGAGGGAGUGCGCUACCCUUGGCCAUCAAGUACAUGUUUGACUUCCUGGAUGAGCAAGCAGAUAAGCACAACAUCCACGAUCCACAUGUGCGGCACACCUGGAAAAGCAAUUGCUUGCCCUUGAGGUUUUGGGUGAACAUGAUCAAAAAUCCCCAGUUUGUCUUCGACAUUCACAAGAACAGCAUCACGGAUGCCUGCUUAUCGGUGGUAGCACAAACCUUCAUGGACUCCUGUUCAACUUCAGAGCACCGUUUGGGCAAAGAUUCCCCAUCGAAUAAACUGCUUUACGCCAAGGAUAUUCCCAGCUACAAGAACUGGGUAGAAAGGUACUACUCAGAUAUCGGCAAGAUGCCAGCUAUCAGCGACCAGGAUAUGAAUGCUUAUCUAGCGGAGCAAUCGCGCAUGCACAUGAACGAGUUCAACACCAUGAGUGCGCUCUCCGAGAUCUACUCGUAUGUGGGCAAGUACAGCGAAGAGAUCCUUGGAGCUCUCGAUCAAGACGACCAAGUCGGCAAGCAGAAACUCACCUACAAACUUGAACAAGUUAUAACCCUCAUGAGUAUAGACAGCUGA
This is a messenger RNA of Thamnophis elegans (Western terrestrial garter snake), 4383 nucleotides long. It is a transcript of the gene PLXNA4, whose product is annotated as plexin A4. Gene Ontology annotation, cellular component: semaphorin receptor complex. The transcript is spliced from 30 exons. The annotation marks the transcript as partial. The record is from RefSeq and is a predicted model, not a curated record. NCBI's taxonomy places the organism in Eukaryota, Metazoa, Chordata, Lepidosauria, Squamata, Natricidae. Gene Ontology annotation, molecular function: semaphorin receptor activity; protein binding. Gene Ontology annotation, biological process: negative regulation of cell adhesion; semaphorin-plexin signaling pathway involved in axon guidance; positive regulation of axonogenesis.